Penicillium brevicompactum is the source of this 711-nucleotide messenger RNA. RefSeq lists its product as uncharacterized. The transcript has a single exon. Bases 1 to 711 code for a protein of 236 amino acids. NCBI's taxonomy places the organism in Eukaryota, Fungi, Ascomycota, Eurotiomycetes, Eurotiales, Aspergillaceae. The record is from RefSeq and is a predicted model, not a curated record.
AUGCACACUUCAUACCUCACCAUCGCUUUCCUGGCCAUCGGCGCCAUCGCCGCGCCAGCAGCUCCCAAGCCUGCUGACGGCAGCAUCGGCGGCAUGACCGGUGGAUUCCCUUUCAACCCCUCUGCUCCCUCAAGCUCCGAGGAAUCUGGCGAUGAUGGGUUCGACAACCCUUUCCCGGCCGCCAUGCAAGCUUUGGAGCAGGCUGAGGCUGCUCCUACCUCCUCCGCGUCUGCCAGCCACUCCCACCCUGCUGUGCCUGAGCCUACCGCAUCAGCUAAGCCCGAGGCUGAUGAUUCCUCUGUCAUUCCCGACACCCCUAAGAUUCCCUACGUGAAGGCUGAGCCCACCCACUCUUCGCAAAAGCUUCACCCCACGCCCACCAGCUCUAUCGUUAAGCCUCACACUCCCUCCGUGGAGUCCCACGUUGUGACUCCCACCCACGCCGCCAUGGGCUUCCCUGCUCCUAAGGUGUCCCAGGGUCCCGUCGCUCCCCCUGCCCCUGCUGUCUCGGAGCCUGCUAUGCCUUCCGCCAGCCACGGUCUCAUCCAUGGUGCCGCCAAGAGCAGCAGCUCUGCUACUCCUACCUCCAGCGCCACUCCUUCACCCAGUGCCUCUGCUCCCGCUGGUCCCCUCGGAAACCUUUUCGAGGGCCUUCCUCUCGUUGGAGGCCUUGUCGGUGCCCCACUCGCUGGUCUUGGUCUCCGUCGUUAA